CUAAAUCGAUUUUUCUUUGGCGCUUCCUUCCCCAAAGAAAAUUGAUUUAAUUGAAAAUCAUUUUGACAAAAGAAAACCACAGAUAGAAAUAGAGAUCAAGAUGAUAAUCCAACAGCAGCAGCCGUUAGAAGUGGGAACACGCGUUUUGUGCCGGUGGAGAGACGGUAAACAUCAUCCGGUGAAAGUUAUCGAACGCCGGAAACUUAAUUCCGGUGGACCUAAUGAUUACGAGUAUUAUGUUCAUUACACCGAAUUCAAUAGGAGGCUUGAUGAAUGGGUUAGACUUGAACAGCUUGACCUCGAUUCAGUAGAAAAUGAUGUAGACGAAAAGGUGGAAGACAAGGUAACAGGUUUGAAAAUGACACGCCACCAGAAACGCAAGAUCGAUGAGACUCAUGUCGAGGGACAUGAAGAGCUUGAUGCUGCCAGCUUACGUGAACAUGAAGAGUUCACAAAAGUUAAAAAUAUAGCGACUAUAGCACUUGGGAGGUAUGAGAUUGAGACAUGGUACUUCUCCCCCUUCCCACCUGAAUACAAUGACUCCCUCAAUCUCUACUUUUGUGAGUUUUGUCUCACUUUCUUGAAGCGCAAAGAACAGCUUCAACGACAUAUGAAAAAAUGUGACCUCAAGCAUCCCCCUGGUGAUGAGAUAUAUCGAAGUGGUACCCUAUCAAUGUUUGAGGUUGAUGGUAAAAAAAACAAGGUGUAUGGCCAAAAUCUUUGUUAUUUGGCAAAAUUGUUUCUUGAUCAUAAGACCCUCUAUUACGAUGUUGAUCUGUUUCUAUUUUACGUGCUGUGCGAAUGUGACGAGCGUGGGUGCCAUAUGGUUGGCUAUUUCUCCAAGGAAAAACAUUCGGAAGAGUCAUACAAUCUAGCAUGUAUUCUAACUCUUCCUCCCUAUCAAAGGAAAGGAUAUGGAAAAUUCCUCAUUGCUUUUUCUUAUGAACUUUCUAAGAAAGAAGGUAAAGUUGGGACACCUGAAAGACCUCUUUCUGACCUGGGAUUGCUUAGCUAUAGGGGAUAUUGGACCCGGGUUCUGUUAGACAUAUUGAAAAAGCACAAAAGCAACAUAUCAAUCAAGGAGCUUAGUGACAUGACGGCCAUCAGGGCAGAAGACAUCUUGGCAACCCUUCAAGCCUUGGAACUGAUACAGUACAGGAAAGGGCAGCAUGUCAUUUGUGCUGAUCCCAAGGUCUUAGAUCGUCAUUUAAAAGCUGCUGGUCGUGGUGGUCUUGAGGUUGAUGUUAGCAAAUUGAUUUGGACUCCUUACAAAGAACAAGGUUAGUGAUAAUUUUAGGCGGCUAGAGCCAUGUACCCUUACAGAUAACCGAUUUCAUCUAGUAUUGUAAAGUUGUAAAAUCCUUCAUGUCCUCAUGAUAAAGUUACCGAGAAUUACACUCGUUUAGAUUUUUCAAGCGUAUUUUGUAUGAACAGACUUUGAUAAUGGUUCAAACUAAACAAAAGGAGGUUAAUGAUAUUAUGCCUUUUGAUGACCUGUUGGCAGA
Messenger RNA from Erigeron canadensis, 1505 nucleotides. RefSeq names its product histone acetyltransferase of the MYST family 1. The transcript is spliced from 9 exons. Lineage: Eukaryota; Viridiplantae; Streptophyta; Magnoliopsida; Asterales; Asteraceae. Gene Ontology annotation, biological process: regulation of DNA-templated transcription. Bases 101 to 1285 code for a protein of 394 amino acids. Gene Ontology annotation, molecular function: histone acetyltransferase activity. The record is from RefSeq and is a predicted model, not a curated record.